Molecule: messenger RNA, 1736 nt
Organism: Prionailurus viverrinus (fishing cat)
Lineage: Eukaryota; Metazoa; Chordata; Mammalia; Carnivora; Felidae
Gene: USF2
Product: upstream transcription factor 2, c-fos interacting
Exons: 10
Coding region: 135-1175 (346 amino acids)
Biological process (GO): regulation of transcription by RNA polymerase II
Molecular function (GO): RNA polymerase II cis-regulatory region sequence-specific DNA binding; protein dimerization activity; DNA-binding transcription factor activity, RNA polymerase II-specific
Source: RefSeq, a predicted model, not a curated record
CUCCUCCGUCCCCUCCUGCCGCGCGGCGUGAGCGCCGGGCUCGGGGCCCCCCCGGCCGCCCGCCCCCUCCCCUCCCUCCCCUCCCCUCCCCUCCCCCCCCCGGGCCCCGCGCCCCCCCCGCCCCCACCCCCCCCAUGGACAUGCUGGACCCGGGUCUGGAUCCCGCUGCCUCGGCCACCGCUGCUGCCGCCGCCAGUCACGACAAGGGACCCGAGGCAGAGGAGGGCGUCGAGCUGCAGGAAGGCGGGGACGGCCCUGGGGCGGAGGAGCAGACGGCGGUGGCCAUCGCCAGCGUCCAGCAGGCGGCGUUUGGCGACCACAACAUCCAGUACCAGUUCCGCACAGAGAAUAAUGGAGGACAGGUGACGUACCGCGUAGUCCAGGUGACUGAUGGUCAGCUGGAUGGCCAGGGCGACACGGCUGGCGCCGUCAGCGUUGUGUCUACGGCUGCCUUCGCUGGGGGUCAGCAGGCUGUGACCCAGGUGGGUGUGGAUGGGGCAGCCCAACGUCCUGGCCCCACUGCUGCAUCUGUGCCCCCAGGUCCCGCAGCACCCUUCCCACUGGCCGUAAUCCAAAAUCCCUUCAGCAAUGGCGGCAGCCCUGCAGCCGAGGCUGUCAGUGGGGAGGCACGCUUUGCCUAUUUCCCAGCAUCCAGUGUGGGAGAUACCACAGCUGUAUCCGUACAGACCACAGACCAGAGCUUGCAGGCCGGAGGCCAGUUCUAUGUCAUGAUGACGCCACAGGACGUGCUUCAGACAGGAACACAGAGGACAAUUGCACCUCGGACACACCCGUACUCCCCGAAAAUUGACGGAACCAGAACACCACGGGAUGAAAGAAGGAGGGCCCAGCACAACGAAGUGGAGCGGAGGCGGAGGGACAAGAUCAACAACUGGAUCGUCCAGCUUUCAAAAAUCAUUCCAGAUUGUAAUGCGGACAACAGCAAGACGGGAGCGAGUAAAGGAGGGAUCCUGUCAAAGGCCUGUGACUACAUCCGGGAGCUGCGCCAGACCAACCAGCGCAUGCAGGAGACCUUCAAGGAGGCCGAGAGGCUGCAGAUGGACAAUGAGCUCCUGAGGCAACAGAUCGAGGAGCUGAAGAACGAGAACGCCGUGCUUCGUGCCCAGCUGCAGCAGCACAACCUGGAGAUGGUGGGCGAGAGCACGCGGCAGUGACACCCGCCCCGCCGCGCGGCGGGGGCUCCUCCGGCCGCCGCCGCCCCUUCCCCAGCCCUUAGCACAGAGAGGGACAGACGCCCCUCCCCCAGCUGCGUUUUUUUAUAGUAGAUUUUUAACAAAACGGGGAGAAAUAAUGCAUUUCUGUGGAUAAGCGCCCACCGCUCUCCUCAACUUGGGAAAUGAUCUCCUCCCUCCCCCUCCUGUCUGUCUCCCUCCUCCGGCCCCCACGGAGCCCCAGCACUUCUAGUGGUCUCGCCUGGAGGCAAGAGGGAGGAGGACGGAGCCCUGCCAUAUCCCGCUGCCUCCUUGGUCUCUAGAGGUACUGAGACAGGGUGCUUUCGGGAAGGAGGGGAGACUUUAGGGGGGCCAGCCCCGGGGCCUGGACCUAAGCAGGGAGGCCAUGUCCCACCCCACCUCUUGUUUCUGGAUCCCUGCUCCCCUUCGAGUGUGUGUGUGUGUUUUAAUUUUCUUUAUGGAAAAGUGGACAAAAAAAUAGAGAGAGAGAGAGAGAGAGGUAUUUAACUGCAAUAAACUGGCCCCAUGUGGCCCCGCCUUGUC